UUCUAUUUAAAAGCGGCGCAGCCAAUGGGAAGCGACGCUGCGCUCGCUAACGGCCGAUUUGAAUCGGAGCCCGCGAGGCGGGGUCAGACAGCGAAGCGGAGCUGAGCCUCAGGUCGCGGAGCAGCGCUCGUCCGACCCACCGACCCAAGCUCGGCGCCGCAGCCCCCGUCCUCACAGGAAUUCCUCCUCCCCACACGGUCCCUGUUCUCAGCAUGACCACGGUGCCCGGCAAACCGGCGGCCAAGGCGCCAGCCGCCGCCCCGGCCGACAUCCCCGACAUCCUGGUCAACCCCAAGACCAUGAAGCGGUACACCCGAGGCCGCUUCCUGGGCAAGGGCGGCUUCGCCAAGUGCUACGAGAUUUCGGACAUGGAGAGCGGCGAGGUGUUCGCCGGCAAGAUCGUGCCCAAGACGCUGCUGAUGAAGCCGCACCAGCGGGAGAAGAUGUCCAUGGAGAUCUCCAUCCACAAGAGCCUCCAGCACAGCAACGUGGUGGCCUUCCACGGCUUCUUCGAGGACGAUAACUUCGUCUACGUGGUGCUGGAGCUGUGCAGGCGGCGGUCUCUGCUGGAGUUACACAAGAGGCGGAAAGCCGUGACCGAACCCGAGGCUCGGUAUUACCUGAGGCAGACCAUUCUGGGCACCCAGUAUCUGCACAACAACCAUGUUAUCCAUCGGGAUCUCAAACUGGGUAACCUCUUCCUCAAUGACGACAUGGAAGUGAAGAUAGGUGACUUUGGCCUGGCCACUACAGUUCAGUAUGAAGGAGAGCGUAAAAAGACAUUGUGUGGAACUCCCAACUACAUUGCCCCCGAGGUGAUUGGCAAGAAAGGGCACAGUUUUGAAGUUGAUGUUUGGUCUCUGGGCUGCAUUAUGUAUACGCUACUUGUUGGAAAACCUCCAUUUGAAACUUCCUGCCUUAAGGAGACGUACAUGAGGAUAAAGAGAAAUGAGUAUAAUAUUCCCAAGCACGUCAACCCCGUGGCUGCAAACCUGAUUCAGAAGAUGCUACGAUCAGAUCCGAGUGCACGGCCAAAUAUCCAUGAACUGCUGAACGAUGAGUUCUUUACAUCUGGCUACUUGCCUGUCCGAUUGCCUACCACCUGCUUAACCAUGGCUCCCAGGUUUUCCCUGGCCCCUGGUGGAAUUGAUUCUAGCAUGAGAAGACCACUUGCUGAACUCAACAAAGAUGUUCCAGCUGGAGACAAACCAGAGAAGUCUGAAGAUAACAGGGUGGCCAGGGAAGUGGGCGAGUGCAAUGACUUCUACCUCUCAGACCUCUUGCAGCAGUUGUGUAGUGUAGUGGCAGCAAGACCAGCUGAUAAAGAUGUGAUCAGACAAGAGGAGGCUGAAGACCCAGCCUGUAUACCAAUAUUUUGGAUCAGCAAAUGGGUAGACUAUUCUGAUAAAUAUGGCUUGGGUUAUCAGUUGUGUGACAACAGUGUCGGUGUCCUUUUCAAUGAUUCCACACGUUUAAUAAUGUACAAUGAUGGCGAGAGUCUGCAAUAUAUUGAUCGCAACAUGACUGAGACUUACCUGAACUUUCGAUCUUAUCCUCCCAGCCUAAGCAAAAAAGCAACUCUAUUGAAAUAUUUUCGUAACUACAUGAGUGAGCACUUGCUGAAGGCAGGAGCGAACAUCACCCCUAGGGAAGGUGAUGAGUUAGCAAGGCUACCGUUUCUGAGGAUUUGGUUUAGGACACGCAGUGCAAUUGUCUUCCAUCUCAGCAAUGGGACUGUUCAGAUCAACUUCUUCCAGGACCACACCAAGAUUAUCCUGUGCCCACUGAUGAACGCAGUGACAUACAUUGAUGAAAAGCGGGAGUUCCGUACAUUCAAGCUCAGCAUGAUUGAAGAGCAUGGCUGUAGCAAGGAACUGGCAAGUCGAAUACGUUAUGCACGCACCAUGGUGGAAAAGCUGCUUACUACAGCUGUGGGAUCAAGAGUCAAACCCACAGCAUGAAUACAACUUCUGAACUGGACCCAUUCUUGAUUUGGGGAGUGAACUUUGUAAAUACACCUUGUGAGGCUUGAUUUUUGUAUUAAGACACUUGUGAAUUGUCAGAGCAAGCAAUGUAUACUAGAGUUGAAGGGAAAAAGUAUGACCUCUCAUUAUGUGUAAUGACUUCAGGCAGAUGGGAUCAUGUAAAUUAUAAGCUGUAUCAUACUUGCUGCUUUCACUCCUUUGUGCAGGUGUUCCCCAGCUGUUUGAGGCAAAAUGUUGAAGCACUUUGCAAUCCCAGGUUCCACUACUUCCUGGGCAGCUGUUUACAUCUUUGCUACUUUUGUCUUCUGCUCCCUCUCUUGUCCAUCCCCUUGGCCCAAGAUGAAACUUGGCUUUCUGAGUAUAUUAGCUGGAAAGUUGAUGCUGUGCCUUAUUUAAAUUUAUUUAACAUUAAAAUAAGCACAUCAUAAUUAUGACUUUAAUUCCAUCUAUUUCUAUUGUAGAAAUUCAGACAGUUGGAUAAACUUUGCAAAGCUUUCAGAACAUUUUAUCACAUCUGUUCAGUGGGAGAACAUUGUACCUAAGAU
Molecule: messenger RNA, 2530 nt
Organism: Mobula hypostoma (lesser devil ray)
Lineage: Eukaryota; Metazoa; Chordata; Chondrichthyes; Myliobatiformes; Myliobatidae
Gene: plk1
Product: polo-like kinase 1 (Drosophila)
Exons: 11
Coding region: 213-1961 (582 amino acids)
Biological process (GO): mitotic spindle organization; protein phosphorylation
Cellular component (GO): spindle pole; cytoplasm; centrosome
Molecular function (GO): ATP binding; protein serine/threonine kinase activity; protein binding
Source: RefSeq, a predicted model, not a curated record